UUAACUAAAGUGCUUUUACAUUUAUUGUCGCAGUGUCGUGUUAGGUAAAAAAGUCAAAAGUUAUUUCAAUUCUUCAGCCCGAAUUAAGUUUGAAAACUACUUAUUGAUCAGUUUUUAAGCAUUGUAAUUAUGAACUUCAAUGAGAAUUUUCUUCAAAAUGCUUAUCCUGAAAUGCAUGUCAGGAUGCCUGACAGAUUGUUUACUGAAAAUGAAUUUCAGCAAACACCUUUACCUAUAGACAGUAGAGAAGUCUUUGAUUAUAUAAGAGAUAUUAAAGAUCCAGAGCAUCCAAUGACCUUGGAAGAAUUGAAUGUUGUUUCUCUGGACUUGAUUAAGGUAGAAGAUGAGAACUGUUAUUGCUUUGUUGAAUUUACCCCUACAAUUCCACAUUGUAGUAUGGCAACAUUGAUUGGCCUGACCAUCAAAGUCCAUCUGCUGAGAGUUAUGCCUCCACGUUUUAAGAUUGAUGUCUGCAUUGUUCCUGAUACUCAUAAUUCUUAUGCUGCGAUUAAUAAGCAACUGGCUGAUAAGGAAAGGGUAGCUGCUGCUUUGGAAAAUGUUCAUCUUGCCGAAGUUAUCAAUGACUGUAUUCUUUUGCCUGAAGAACAGACACUACCCCCAUUUGUUGAAAAGGUUUUAAAGGAGCAAAGCAAAUUGGACCAUCCUAAGGUUAAAUAUAUUCAGUCAAGUCGUCAACACAUUGAAAGUUAUCGUAGGUGGAAGGAAAUAAUUAAUGAGAAUUUGAAAAGUUAA
Uloborus diversus is the source of this 753-nucleotide messenger RNA. It is a transcript of the gene galla-2, whose product is annotated as MIP18 family protein galla-2-like. Gene Ontology annotation, cellular component: cytosolic [4Fe-4S] assembly targeting complex. NCBI's taxonomy places the organism in Eukaryota, Metazoa, Arthropoda, Arachnida, Araneae, Uloboridae. Bases 130 to 753 code for a protein of 207 amino acids. The transcript is spliced from 5 exons. Gene Ontology annotation, biological process: iron-sulfur cluster assembly. The record is from RefSeq and is a predicted model, not a curated record.